AUCCUCCAGAGCUGGUCUCUUAUACACAUUCACCGCUGAUCGACUUACGACUUUUUAUCUCACCAAUUGUGUCCACAUAGCCUUGGAAGGCCAUCAGAGAGUCUGAUACAUAAUGUACAUGAUUCGCUCUCGUUCAGUGUUUGCUGUCGCUCUUGCCAUUGGAUCCGCUUCAUCAGUCUUUGCCGUACCAAUCAAUACAACUGUUGUCGUUGAUGGCGCACGGCUCGAUUCCGUCCCAAAAAUCCAGCAGUCUUCCGCCAGCGUAUCCUGUCUCGCCCACCUUCAUGAAACUUCUGAGCGACCUCACGCUGUUUUGGUCACCAGCCGCGCAGACAGUGACAUGUUGUCCCGAGACCUUAGCAUCCUUACUGAGACCAAAAACCGACGCUCAAAUAAGCCAUCUGAUCGUAGUUUGGGUCACGAACAGCUCCAUGAUUCGCGUACCAAUGUCCGUCGUGCGGAUGGUGGACCGUUGAAGCCUUCGAGAGUGACGAAGAGUUCGCCUUCAGGGGUGAAGAAGAAAGUAACUUUUCUUCAAAAUCCGGUUUCUCAAGUAAAGAUACUGGAAGCGCCCCCUCAGUCGUCUGAAGCGGCCCUCGCGGCUAAGAAGCUCGAGGAAGCCAAGAGAGCAUCUCAGAAAUACAACGAAGAAUUGAGUGCUUUAUACGAUAAAAUAAAGCAGCCAAUGAGACCUGUCAGCCUUGGCAGACCUAGUGCAGGUAGGAAACCAGGAGGAUCGCCAAUACGACCCCUUACCCAGAAGAACGUGAAAGACAUGACUAGCGAGGAAUAUCAUGCACUUUUAUUUGGGUAUCGCAAACCCUCAAAAGAUAAGCGGGGUCCAGUUAGGGCAUAGAUACAUCGAGACAGCAAGAAUAUUUGCCACACCAUGAUUAUCGCUGUAGCAUUUGAAAGCAAAUUCGCUUUAUGCAUGCUAGUUCACAAUUCAAGGCUAUGAAGUCCGUUCAAGGCUGACCCCUUGCUUUUAUAUCCCAUGUCCCCAUUCUUUUGAAGAACCCAAGCACUUUCCAUGUCUUUGACAUUCCUCAAUCGCUGUUGAGGCCUGAGGAGUAGUAUUCAUUAGGGUGCCUUACUACAAAAGACACACUUCUCGAAGAGCUAAUUUCAAUGCGAGGAAUUCAAACCAUGUAUGUACGAUUGAAAUGCAGGGAGUGAAUGAAAUCGCCAGAGUUUUGUUGCUGCAGGAUCAGACUAAGAUA
Messenger RNA from Lentinula edodes (shiitake mushroom), 1220 nucleotides. RefSeq lists its product as uncharacterized. The coding region runs from base 113 to 856 and encodes 247 amino acids. The transcript is spliced from 4 exons. NCBI's taxonomy places the organism in Eukaryota, Fungi, Basidiomycota, Agaricomycetes, Agaricales, Omphalotaceae. The record is from RefSeq and is a predicted model, not a curated record.